Heterobilharzia americana is the source of this 4869-nucleotide messenger RNA. The record is from the annotation of a GenBank genome assembly. Lineage: Eukaryota; Metazoa; Platyhelminthes; Trematoda; Strigeidida; Schistosomatidae.
AGUUGUCUUUUUUCGAAAACAUAACAUGUUUGCGUGGAGAAAUUUAGUUUCAAGUUGAUCAGUUGUUUAAGCACGCAUGCAAACUGAUGAUCUAAUUUCAACAAGCGGUGAUAAGUUAUCGAACAGGUUAAAUGCAGCUCCCACGCCGAAUAUUCUAGAUGGCUCAGAUAGUAUUCUUUCAAGUCCUUACUGCAAAACUCCUGGGGUUAAACAUAUAACUGAGAUUCCUCAUGAAAACCUAGGGUUGAGGAACAGUAAUGCAAACGUUAUUUCUCUCGCUGAAGCCCUACCAAAGAAAAUUCGUGAACAGAUGGAUAGGCGAGAUGCUGUCAGAAAAAAAACACUGUCGGGGGACUUUUGUACUGAUCGGAAACAAACAGAUUUACACGAGAACAAAUUUGUUUGCAGUGACAUUGCAAAGAAUCCCAGUCAAUCAACAAACAACCAAGAAAAAGGUGAUAUAAACCUUGAGUUAAGCGGCACAUUUGCACAGUCAUCAGUUUCACUGAUUAACUCGCCGCUUCCUAUCUGUUGUCAAAUUACAGGAGUUAAUGUUUUACCUGAAACAGACCCACUGACUCAUACAAUUGCAUCAAAGACACUUUCCUCAGACCUUGAACCAUUCAGAACUCCUUCAAUUAAUCGGCAAACUUCACUUUCAAAUCGUGAAAAUACUUCUAUUUCAAAUAAACCCAGUUUUUCCCGGUGUCCAAGUGAUCAACAUUUUAGCAAAAGUCAGUUUAAGCCUGUUAAUAUAAGUAGUUUAUUUGAAAAUUCCGACUUGGAUUUGUUAAAAAAACCAAAGAGUGAUUUAUCUGCUGUUAAAACGUCCAUCACUAGAAGAAAACAGACGAAAUCUAACCUCAGUAGCAGAGCUCGAACCAAGAUAUCUAACAAUUUACUGAAUAGUGCCGCUGAAGGUCUGCAAGAACUUUCUCAAGAUUCUUCUGAUGAUGAUGAUAAUUUACUUGAUCAUCACUCCCUGGCAUACUUUGACAAACAAAAUUCUAUUUUGAAGUUAAGCGAAAGUAGUGGUAAUAGUAGUAGCACAGACAGCAGUAGACAUACAUAUACUAUGGAAAGUACAAGUGAACUGUUGGAUAGGAACUUGGACCUAAGGCACUCGGAGAAAACCUACGAUUCUGGUGUGUUUAAUAAUGCACCAUCGAAUUCUGGUGGACAUGUUCAUGACUUGGAUGGACAUCCAGUUGGAAAUGGAACAUUCACUCGUCCUCGCCUACCACAUACUGUUAUGCCUAAUACAGAAAUUGGCCUGAGAUUCAACAUUACUAAUGGUUCGGCAAGAGAUAAUAAAUCACAUCGUCCUCUAAAAAUGACAGAAUUAUUAUCAUUCGAAAAAUUGGAUGAUUAUUUAUUUGAUACACAAAAAUUGGUCUCACAAUUGGAACAGAAGAUGGCAAACAACAAAUCUGAGAAGGGAACUUGCCAAGCACAGUGGUCUACUGUAACCAGUAACAUGAAUGGAUCCCCUGAAGAUUAUGAAGUAGCGAAAGCCCUAAAUAAUGCUGAUCAGUUAAUUGGUUCAGCUGUUAAUAAGCGCCUAUCCGCUAUUUUGCAAAGACGACAAGACAGAUCAAAGCCAGACAGCUGUGAUGUAGAAAAACUAAAAAGGGGCGUUAACGGAUCUAAUGAUACUUCUGAACAAAGAAGUACCAGAUCACGUAGAAUCGGUCAGCCUGUUAUGGCUAGUCGACCACAGUCUCAACAGCCAAUACCUCGAUGUGGAAAGAAUUCGUCUUCGCAUCCAUGUGAACAUUCUUCAGUACCACUGAGAAAUGCAUCCGAAACACGACGUAAUUACCCAAAUAGACUAUCGCAUAUUUCAUGUAAUCCUCCAGUGUCAAUGGACAAGUCCAUGAAGCAAUUCAUUUCCCAAAAAACAGUCAGCAAUGGUCGUCCUACUGCUUCUAGUAAUCACCUAACGAUUUCGUCCACACCUGAAAGCUCCAGACAAUCAGGUUCAGAUUCAGUUAGAAAUAAUAAAGUGCUAGCUGCGCUUAGCUGGCAGCGUCGGAAAGCCUAUGAUCCUAGACAAUUUAUCAAUAAAUCAAGUGAACAUUCAGCAGCUCGUUCACAGAGUCGUCCACCAAAAGAUGACAAUAUAAUGAGUAUAUCCACGGACAGCAAUUCUAAAAGCUGUGUAACUAGCCGGUCUAUCCAUCCAACACAUAAACUAACUGUUAUUACGCGCCGAACUGCACCAGUAGAUACAGCUGAUUGCAUAGCAGCAAUGGAAGUUGUCAAACAAAUAAAAAUGAUGAACGGUCCACAAGAUAUGUUAUCUGUAUACAGUAAAAAAACCAACAAAUCUAUAGUUGGUUCGUGUCGUCGAGGACUGGUAAACCAACAGAAUCAAGAUGUCAGAGAAACUGAGUCUAAACAUAUGACUGCUUCCGUCAGAAAGUCCAGCACAUGUGAAUCACGCGUGAAGACAAGGCAAACGAAUAAAAAUAAUUCUAUUCCCGACGAUCCCAUGCACCACAAAGAUCACAGUGUAUUUCUGAACAUAAAUGAAAAUAAAACUGGACAAAGAUCAUUCCCAUCGGUUGUCACUGCACGUCUACCCACAGAUCGACAUUUUCGUAAUGGUAAUAUCACGGUUCAGAAUGCAACUCAAUCUUGCGCUGACGAAUCUAGUUCUCCUUGCUCGUUGAAUACACUAAAAUUCAACUCCACUGGAAUAACCAAUAAAAUAUUUACUCAAGAAACCAAUAAAGGUGAAAUGAAUUAUCCAGAUAUUGCAGUUGAAUCACUCAAAUAUAAAAUAGAGAAACUGACCAACUUUAUUGUUCGCCUUCGAAAACGAAUAGAACGUGAUUAUGCGGAACAUGGCACAUGCUCACCAGGUGAUGACGUAUUUGGAGACGAAGCUGUAGGUGCUGUUGUUGCAGGUAGACCAACUGGAAUGCAUCCAGUUGUGGCAACAUGUCUUCAGAAUCUGCGUAUCCUUGAAGUAAAUGCACAAGGUAAGUUGAGUAGUUGUUCAAAACGUAGUUUUGAUGAUUAAAGAAGUUUGUUACCUGAAUAUGUUUAUACAAACCGCUUGCAGUUUACAUAUUUUUAUUUUAUUUCAGUUGUACUACUUAGUAAAAAAUGGAGGUCGGAAAUGUUUCGCGAAUCUUUUAACGUCGAAACUUCAUCUAUGAUUACUCAUUAUUCUGGAAUGGAUCCUACAAAAUAAUAAUUGCUUUGUGUCUACAGUUUGCGAAACAUAUAUGUGUUUGAUAUAGAAUUUGGAAAAUUAUUUCGACUACUGAUAGCGGUCACAGAAGUAUGAGUAUUUAUUUUACCGUGAAGGUAUGGAAUGUGUUUUCAAAAGAUCGGUAAUCACCUACAGUAAUAACGAGAUAACCAAUAAGACAAAUCAGAGGUUCAUUUUUCAGAGUCAAAGUUGCUUCAUCUUUCACUCUACUAACAUGAAAUAAAGUCGUUGAAGAUUAAAGUUCUAAACGCAAUUUCACCUUCUCUCUCAAAAAUGAAGCUUUUGAGACACUACUCUUAACCGUCUGAAUCACUAGAUCAGUGUUUGCAUUUUUGGUUACAAAGAUUCUUUGUUGUCAUGAAAUCGUGAAUUUCAUAAGACUACAGCUUUAGUUUACAUUAAUCUACAGUGGGCUGUUAGACCUUGAGGAUAACUAUGAGGAACGCAAGGAAACUGCGGGUUCUUAGGAAAAUGUUAAAAACUGAAGCCAUAUAUAAUCAGUUUAAUUCUUACUUUUGUGCAUCUGCAAGAAUAAGCUUCUCGCGUUCACCAGAACCUACUGACUGAAAAUCUUGAGCUGUGGAAUCUACACGUGCCUUCAGCAUAAAUAUCCGUAACUCAAGUUUUUAGGCUUUGAAUUCAUAUACUUUGAGUGAAGUGGUCAACAUAAGUGCUUUGCAAAUGCAGUCUAAAAGUGGAUUUGACAAGUACUAGUCAAGUAAAUUUUCUAAUCUAUUUGUGUUUGAAUCUCUUUCUUCAGUGAAUCCAACUAGUGUAUCUGCACGCAAGUUAUUUUUUUACCUUUCUUCCAGUCCGAUAACAACCUCAUCUGAUGCAUUUGUACACUUUUAUCCCCUUUUUUAGAAAUAUUUAGUUUGUUAUACCCAAAUGAAGUUGACUUCUGGGAACCAGCAAGAGUAUGUUUAGCAGAAGGUAAAGGUGAUGAAAGGCUAUUUAACGAUGCACGAAGUCAGAUUACUGAACAUUUAUCUACUUCAAUUGAGUGCUCUACAAAAGUCAAUCAAAAUACAUGUAAUAAUCAUAGGAAACUUCCUAGCCCAUUAGACUCCCCUCCUGGUUUAUCAAACAAUACCAAAGAGUCGGACAUGUUUGGUGUAGCAGAUUUAAUAUAGAGUUGCUUGUCAACUACUUAUUCUUGUUUUGUCUAUUUCAAUAUCGACAGUGUUGAUUUGUCUUUACAAAAACUCUCAUUCCAGUGUCGUGUGUAUUGCUGGUCUUCUAAUCUAUUAAUGUGGUUAGAUUCAAUAACCUUGAUUGUUAAUUUCAUGGUAAAAAAAAGCCUUCUUUAUGAUUGAAAUUAACCUGAAAAAUAGCUAUUCAAUCAUUUUGUAAAUGAAAGACUUCUUUUUUUCGCUAAAAUUAACUUUAACUUAGAUCACUUUUCAGUCUGUUUGGUUGUAUGGUUACCACCUUCACAGCUAAUCAGAAAAAGGAAAAAUAAAAACUACAUAAAGGUUCAUAUUAACUACUGAGAAAAAAGAUUCUAUCUUCUAGGAUUUAUAUAACGUCAUUUGAUAAUGUUUUGCGUUGAAAUGUGUACAUAAUAGAUAAUUAGUUGUAAUUGUUCCUUGCUGCUGUAAACAUUUGGUGUACAAUUUGAUUUUUCAGUAUAUUCGCAUUAUUGU